Messenger RNA from Rhopalosiphum padi (bird cherry-oat aphid), 3333 nucleotides. RefSeq names its product ATP-dependent RNA helicase DDX42. The record is from RefSeq and is a predicted model, not a curated record. Gene Ontology annotation, molecular function: RNA binding; ATP binding; RNA helicase activity. The transcript has 14 exons. NCBI's taxonomy places the organism in Eukaryota, Metazoa, Arthropoda, Insecta, Hemiptera, Aphididae. The coding region runs from base 199 to 2463 and encodes 754 amino acids.
UCGUCCCGGCGAUAUGCGUUUACUGUGUUAACAGACUGUCUAUAUAUAUUAUAUUAUUUAGUAUUAGAUUGUAUUCACACUACUCGACGAAACAAUUAAAUUAAAAAUUAUCGUCGUUUGACGGUUCAAUAAUAAUUAAUUGUUACCGAAUCUUGUUCGGCCCGUUAUGGUAAUCUGGUGAAUCCGCCGCACAACACCAUGCACAACAACAAGACGAAUGAUAAAAUAUCGUUUUCGUUCAAUUCCGGUGGACGGACGUCGACGUCCCGGUCGGUGGCCAUACCUCCUCCACCGUCAAACAGCGGACUCAGUAAGCAGGGCUACUCCACUUUGAACGCCAUAAACCAUUCGGCAAUCUCCUCGACUUGGGGCGUGCCAAAAAAACGAGCGAAAACCGAAGAAGAGUAUUUUGAAGACGAAGAUGAACAUCAACAACCUCAACUCGAGUACAUUCCUGCACCCGAUAGUCCGUCUAAUAAAAAAUCUGACUGCGAUUCUGAUUCGUCUGAAGAUCCAUUGGAUGCGUUCAUGGAAGGAUUAGAAAAAGAAGUAAAAAAGGCAAAAACUUCUGACAAAAAAGAAAAAAGAGAAGAUGAAAAAGGUAUUAGACAAGAUAUUGAAGAAGAGGACAUAGAAGAAUCAUACUACAGGUAUAUGGAAGAAAAUCCAACAGCAGGUCUCGUCGAUGAAACUUCAGACAUUGAAAUUGAUUAUGACGAAGACGGUAAUCCUAUAGCUCCACCAAAGAAAAAAGAAAUAGAUCCAUUACCUCCCAUUGAUCAUUCUUUAAUCAAAUACCAAAACUUUGAAAAGAACUUUUACUCUCCACACAGUGAAAUAUCAUCUUUAACUGUGGAUAAAGUUAUUCAAUUACGUAAGACUCUUGGUCUCAGAGUAAAUGGUGCUGAUUUACCUUAUCCAGUCACGUCAUUUGCUCAUUUUAAUUUUGACGAUACACUAAUGAAAAUUAUUCGCAAGUCUGAUUAUACACAACCCACACCAAUUCAAAGUCAAGCAGUUCCUGCUGCACUUGCUGGGCGUGAUAUCAUUGGUAUUGCAAAAACUGGUAGUGGUAAAACGUUAGCAUUCAUUUGGCCCAUGUUGAUACACAUAAUGGAUCAGCCAGAACUGAAAGAAGGUGAUGGACCAGUUGGUUUGAUAUUAGCGCCUACCAGAGAAUUGUCUCAACAAAUCUAUGUAGAAGCAAAAAAAUUUGGAAAAAUCUAUAACUUGAGAGUAGUAUGUUGUUAUGGUGGAGGUUCAAAGUGGGAACAAUCGAAGGCACUUGAAGGAGGUGCUGAAAUCAUAGUGGGUACUCCUGGGAGAGUAAUUGAUUUAGUUAAGAUGGCUGCAACCAAUUUAACUAGAGUAACAUUCCUUGUAUUGGAUGAAGCUGAUAGAAUGUUUAAUAUGGGUUUUGAACCUCAAGUGCGUUCCAUUUGUGACCACGUGAGACCAGAUCGUCAAACAUUGCUGUUUUCGGCAACAUUUAAAAAGAAAAUAGAAAAGUUGGCACGCGAUAUUCUUACUGAUCCUAUAAGAAUUGUUCAAGGGGAUAUUGGUGAAGCAAACACUGAUGUAACACAAAUUAUGUUGGUGAUGCCACAGAGUGACAAGUGCCAAUGGUUGUUGGAUAAUAUAGUUCAAUUUACGUCAAAUGGAUCAAUUCUUGUAUUCGUUACUAAAAAAUUGGAUGCAGAACAACUAGCCAGUACACUUGCUCUAAAAGAGUAUGAAGUAUUACUGUUACACGGUGACAUGGACCAAGCCGAAAGGAACAAAGUAAUAACACAAUUCAAAAAACAAGAAGUUAAUAUAAUGGUAGCCACUGAUGUUGCUGCCAGAGGUCUAGAUAUAGCUCAUAUUAGAACAGUGGUGAAUUACGACAUAGCUAGAGAUAUUGACACACAUACACAUCGUAUAGGAAGAACUGGUCGAGCGGGAGAAAAAGGUACAGCAUUUACUCUAGUCACACCAAAAGAUCAUGAAUUUGCUGGCCACUUGGUACGAAGUCUUGAAGGUGUGGGACAGGAAGUUCCCAAACCACUUAUGGAUCUUGCCAUGCAGAGCUCUUGGUUCAGAAAAAGUCGUUUCAAAGGUGGAAAGGGUAAAUCAGUCAAUGCCGGAGGUGCUGGACUAGGAUAUCGGGAACCAUCGGGCUCCAAUAAUUUUUCCGCAGCGAGUUCGUAUCAGUGCCCAAAACCUCCAGCUGCAGCACCGCCAGCACCAAAAGGUGGUCCUGGAUCAGGACGACUAUUAGCACUGAAAGAAGCAUUUAAAAUGCAAUACCAAAAUCAAUUUAAAGCCAGUGAAGAUCACACUUGGGAACAAACAGUCGGCUCAAAUUCAUCGGUAAAAGUGCACACGGGUCCAUUAAAAGAACGAAAAGCCAAAAAAAAACCGGUGGGACAAUUAAAAAGUUUAUUUAUAAGUGAAAAUUUUUUGAUUUUGUUUGAUCUUUAACCUAUUUAAAUCAUAAGACUUUUUAAUUACUUUAGUAAUUCUCUUAUAAAUAAAAAUUUGUUACAAAUUUUUAAAACAGUUUAAUUUUAUUUAUCUAAAUAAAACCGUUUGUUAGUGAUAUAUUUUGUUUAUUCACUUAACUCUUACAACUUGCCAUGUUGCGUCAUGUUUAGUAUACUAUUUUUGUGAACCCACUGUUAUUCUAAACUAUAAUAUGUAAAAAAUUAAUUGAUACCUAUUUAUAACUUUAGUUGUACAAUCAAUUAAUAGCAUUCUCAACUUGUGUAUAAAACAUAACUUAUUAUUUUUUAUACAUUUUAGAAGGGAAUAGUUAUUUAUAGUUCAAAUUCCAUUUAAUAGUAAAAUAAUCAUUAAUUAACAUUUUUUCAAUUUUAGUGAAGUCAAUAAAAAGUGAUCGAAAUUAACUUACCAUACAUCUUAAAUAAAUAUAUAAACACAAUAAUGUGUACAUCAUUUUACAUUAAUAAUAUUCAUUAAAUUUAGGAAUACAUUUUAUUUUUUUUCUCCUGUGAUACAUGGUUUAUUUUACGUGGCAAAAUAAUUGAAGUAGUCCCAACAACAUAGCAGAUAGGUUAAUGGCAAUCACAGCUCACUUUCUGUUGAUCGUACUAAAGUACUGAUUUUAAAAUUACAUAAACUAAUAACAAAAAUAAAAUGUUCAAUAUGUAAUUGAUUUUACUUUUGUACAAAUUUAAAUAUUUUUGUAUUGUAUUGUUUUUGAUUUGUAUUCAAAUCCAAAAUUAUUAUCUCAUUAUUGCUCUCGAAAUUCAUACAAAAUAAUUUAGUAUUAAUUCUGUUGUAUGCUAUUGAAUACUGUGUAAUAAAUAUAUUUGAAUGUAAGUAAAAUAA